AAUGCCCCCCCGAUUCCAUUCGUCUUCCUUCCUCUUCCUUCCGUUUCCAUUUCCCCUUAGCUAACCUAACCCCCGAAAUUCCCUAUUGUCGCUGGGUUUCCGGAUCCAGCUCCAAGGGGUUUCUGAAUUCCGCCGAGAGAAUCAAACGUCGGAAGUUGGCAGAGAUGAGUUUCCAGGAUAUUGAAUCAGGCCGUCAGUUGAAUACACGGCGAGACCUCGUCAACAGCAAGCAAGACCCCACGCAGGCCGUCGCGUCGGGGAUAUUCCAGAUCAACACCGCCGUCUCUACUUUCCAGAGGCUUGUUAAUACCCUCGGGACCCCCAAGGACACCCCCGAGCUCCGCGAAAAGUUGCACAAGACAAGGUUACAUAUCGGGCAAUUGGUGAAAGAUACUUCUGUUAAACUUAAGCAAGCUAGUGAAAGCGACCAUCGUAUUGAAGUUAGCGCUAGCAAGAAGAUUACAGAUGCUAAACUUGCAAAAGAUUUCCAAGCUGUUUUAAAAGAGUUUCAGAAGGCUCAGCGGCUUGCAGCAGAAAGAGAGACAGCAUAUACUCCUUUUGUUCCCCAAGCAGUUCUUCCUUCAAGCUAUACUGCAAGUGAGAUCAAUGUGGGGUCAGAUACGAGUUCAGAACAACGUGCACUUCUUGUUGAAUCUAGAAGGCAAGAGGUUCUGCUGUUGGACAAUGAGAUCAUCUUCAAUGAGGCUAUUAUUGAAGAAAGAGAGCAGGGAAUACAAGAAAUCCAGCAGCAAAUUGGAGAGGUGAAUGAGAUCUUUAAAGACCUCGCUGUCCUGGUCCAUGAACAAGGAGCUAUGAUUGAUGAUAUUGGCUCCAACAUUGAGGGUGCCCAUGCUGCAACUGCACAGGGAAAAUCCCAACUUGUCAAAGCAGCAAAGACUCAAAGAUCAAACUCUUCAUUGACCUGCUUGCUUUUGGUGAUAUUUGGCAUCGUCUUUCUCAUUGUGGUCGUAGUACUCGCAGCUUGAUCAGACAUGUAUCUGGAUCAGAUACCAAAAAAUAUUCCCAGCGAAAAGAUGAGAACUCUUAGCUGGUUUCCGCUUUGGUUCAUGUUGCUUUAUGAAGGCGUCAUGGCCGACUGAAGCAUAUCUUUCAGUUCCAACUUCAUCAGAGUUCAAUUAGUUGGUACCCAUUUCUGUUCAUGUCGUUCUACCAGGGCAUUAAUGCUGACCGAAGUGUCUAUAUCUCUUGACUACUUGUUAAUCUCUUUUUUUUUUUUUUUUU
Molecule: messenger RNA, 1242 nt
Organism: Diospyros lotus (date-plum)
Lineage: Eukaryota; Viridiplantae; Streptophyta; Magnoliopsida; Ericales; Ebenaceae
Product: syntaxin-22-like
Exons: 7
Coding region: 165-986 (273 amino acids)
Biological process (GO): vesicle-mediated transport; vesicle fusion; intracellular protein transport
Cellular component (GO): endomembrane system; membrane; SNARE complex
Molecular function (GO): SNAP receptor activity; SNARE binding
Source: RefSeq, a predicted model, not a curated record